Molecule: messenger RNA, 1709 nt
Organism: Strongylocentrotus purpuratus (purple sea urchin)
Lineage: Eukaryota; Metazoa; Echinodermata; Echinoidea; Camarodonta; Strongylocentrotidae
Product: dipeptidase 1
Exons: 10
Coding region: 358-1644 (428 amino acids)
Biological process (GO): proteolysis
Molecular function (GO): metallodipeptidase activity
Source: RefSeq, a predicted model, not a curated record
CCGAUUGCAGUAUCCUAUUCAAAACCACGCGAAGCUUUUAUAUUUUCUGGCAUUAUUUUUGUGUCGAGGGUAGGUCUUCACAAUCACGAUAACAACACAAAACCUAAAAACAGGUGCGUUAGUUGAAAACAUAUUUCUAAUCGAAGUUAGGAGCGUAUAGGCGUAGGCGUGAAGUGCUGAAAAACAGCACGUUUUAUACUCAUCCAAUCAUUCGCUGCAAGGGGGGGUCGUAUGUCUGUAGGAGGAGCCAGCUCUCAUAUACAUACUUUAAAAAGGAGCCAGUUCUCUUUUUGAGGCACAUAGCGCUGGAUAUACCACUGGUGUAAUUAGCCAUUCUACUGCAGUUCGAAAACCUGGAUGAAACCGUCAUCGUUAACGAUGGAGCGAGGUCGUUUGAUUCUCAUCAUACUUUGUGUCACAAUCUUACUGGUGGCCAUCGUCGUCGCCAUUGCCGUCCCCUUGUCGUUGAACAACAACAACAAAAGCAAGAGGGCUUCGGAUCUCGCCAGGCAGUACAUGAGGGAUGUGCCUUUGAUAGACGGGCACAACGAUUUACCAUGGCAGUUGGUGCUGUACGUCGACAACAAGCUGCAAGAAAUCGACCUCAAUGUGCGUCCAAACUUUAAUAUUACCCAUACCGAUAUACCCAGGCUGAGGGCAGGUUUGGUCGGAGCACAGUUUUGGGCCGCCUAUACGUACUGCGACUCACAGUACAAGGACUCCAUCCGAAACGUCCUCACCCAAAUAGAUGUUAUCAAGCGAAUGGUGGAGAGGUACCCAGAAACGUUCGAUUUAGUCACAACUGCACAAGGAAUUGAAGAUUCGUUCGCCAACGGGAAGAUUGCCUCUCUCAUCGGUGUCGAAGGGGGUCAGAACAUCGAUAGCAGCCUUGCAGUACUGCGCAUGCUCUAUGACCUUGGGACCAGAUACAUGACCGUCACCCAUAGCUGUAAUACACCUUGGGCUGAUAACUGGAAAGAAGAUUAUGAGACCGCUGGCGAACAUGACGGACUCACUGACUUCGGCAAGAAUGUUGUUCGUGAGAUGAACCGUCUUGGCAUGCUCGUCGACCUGUCGCACGUUUCCGUGGCGACGAUGAACGACGCCCUCGACGUAGCCGUGGCACCCGUCAUCUUCAGCCACACCUCGGCAUACGCACUAUGCAACCACUACAGAAACGCUCCAGACAGUGUCCUCAGGAGAGUGAAAGAAAACAAAGGAAUUGUUAUGGUGAACUUCUAUACGUAUUAUAUCAACUGUCCGCCUGGUAAUGUUACAGCUGACGACACCUACGCUACCCUUGCUCAAAUAGCUAAUCACAUGGAUCAUAUCAAAGAGGUUUGUGGAUGGGAGUGCGUUGGGUUCGGAAGUGACUAUGACGGCGUUGAUUAUGUCCCUGAAGGAUUAGAAGACGUCUCUAAGUUCCCUGACCUGGUGACAGAACUCCUUCAGAGAAAUUGGACAGAAACAGAGGUGAAGGGCGCCCUCGGAAACAACUUUCUUCGUGUGUUUAGGAAGGCGGAAGAGGUUAGUACGAUGCUUCGUGCAACCACCGAACCUUACGACGAUGUCUUCCCGAGAGAAGCCCCUAAGGAGGCUGACAAUACAUGCCGUACCUACAUGUACGGCACAUCCUUCGCGUAAAGCCAGGUACCCAUUCUCCACGACCAAUAGCUAUGGUUUCAAGCAGGGGCGGCGAUUUCUUUUCA